Molecule: messenger RNA, 768 nt
Organism: Mixia osmundae IAM 14324
Lineage: Eukaryota; Fungi; Basidiomycota; Mixiomycetes; Mixiales; Mixiaceae
Exons: 5
Coding region: 1-768 (255 amino acids)
Cellular component (GO): cytoplasm
Source: RefSeq, a predicted model, not a curated record
AUGACGGACCGUGUCAUCAUGAUCGCGCUGGGCGGCGCAUCCUGCUCCGGCAAGACGACGCUGGCCAAGUUCCUCAAGCAGAUCCUGCCGCCCGAACGAACGUUUAUCCUGCACCAAGAUGAUCUCACGCCGCCCGCCGAGCGAUUACCGAUACAUCCCAUCUACGGCGUUCAGGAUUGGGACAGUCCCGAGACAGCAUUAGAGUGGUCGCGCUUCAACAAAGUGCUCAGCUACAUUCGGCAGCAUGCAGCCCUGCCGCCUCCACCGCUCUACUCUUCGCAUGACCAUAUGAACAAGCAAAACGAUCUGCCGCUACCGGAUGGCUUGAUUGAGCAUUGGCGACAAGUAUUCGCGGAGCUAGACGAACGGCAAACGUCCUUUUGCAUCGUCGACGGCUUUCUCAUGUACUGGGAUCGACAAGCCAACGCGCAAUACGAUAUCAAGCUAUUUGUUCGCGAGGACGAAGCGAUACUGCGCAAGCGGAGAGAGGAGAGGAACGGCUACAACACAGCAGAAGGGGAAAUGUGGCAAGAUCCGCCGGGAUACUGGCAGAACAUCGUCUGGCCAGCUUACCUAAAGGCGCAUCGUCAUCUCUUCCGAGCCGGCGACGUCGAGCAUGGUCGGGCCAUCAAGAGCGACAGCACAGUCAAUGGGCACGCGGCUCCAAACGCCGAUUUGCUCGUUCUAGAAGCGUCGCAGUACUCUAUGGCGGACAUCGUUCGGCGGUCUUGCGAGGAGAUCCGGGACUAUCUCAUUCAAGCGUCUUGA